AUGGCCGAACUACGCUCGAUCAGCUCCGGUGUCCAGAGACGAGACUUUGCGGCUGCGCCUGCCUCGGCGACCCCUACCAGGGACCCUGCGACGCCACAAUUUCGACGUGGCAACCCUUACGAGUGCCAGUACGAUUAUCAUUUCGAAGAUGGCAACGCUCUUACACUUGCCGUCUUCGAUUGGAGCUGCUUGGAAGUCUUUGAAAGAUUGGCAGGAAUCGAAGACGCUGGGCAAGCUUUCCGGGGUAUCAUGAGGGUGUACGUUGAGAACUGCCUCGACCUUGUGGUUGAUAUGGAUCAGCUCGUGGCGUAUGAGCUCAAUCAGGCACAAGACCAAUGGAUGCUCACCAACGAGUUGGCGGCAGAGUUCUGGUCCGCGUAG
Messenger RNA from Fulvia fulva, 381 nucleotides. RefSeq lists its product as uncharacterized. The record is from RefSeq and is a predicted model, not a curated record. The transcript is spliced from 2 exons. Bases 1 to 381 code for a protein of 126 amino acids. Lineage: Eukaryota; Fungi; Ascomycota; Dothideomycetes; Mycosphaerellales; Mycosphaerellaceae.